UCAAUUUUGUUGAGGUUCUCUGCUCAUCCUGAGAUUUGUCAUUUCAUCUUGAGGAUUCCGAGAAGACAUUGGUGGGAUCCAGGAGCUCCACAAAUUAACUCAUCUUCUUAAUUGAAUUUUUUUUCCAAGAAGUCAUUCCUAUAUGACGAAUAUCUUAAGAGAUUUUCAAACGAAGAAGUGAACAUAUUGCAGAUAUAUAGAAUGAGACUCCCUAUUCUUCUGCUGCUUUCAUUAGCAGUGCUUACAGUUAAAGCAAGGCAUAGAAAAGAAUGGAAACUAGUUAAUACGAUGAAAGCAAGUAGAGAAAUACAGUUAUCUCAUUACAAUAUAGAAGCUUCAGUGUGUGUGAGAGGUCCAGGCUUUUACCGUGAUCCUAAAGACUGCCAUCAAUAUAUACGCUGCGUUGACGAAUAUAGCACAGGCCGUCGAAUGAGUGCGUUUAUUGGGAGAUGUGAUCCCGGCCUAGUCUUUGACCAAAAUGUAUCAUCAUGCAACUGGCCUGAACUUGCCGCUCCCUGCAGCGAUUCCCCUGAAAAAUUCCGUGAACCCCCCAGCAAGAUCCAUUCACAACAAGAAUCUCAAAAUACUGACAUUUCUCAAAAGCCAGACAGAGUAGAUAAGCCCUCUCUUGAUUCACAGCCAUCACAACAGCAAGUCCAUGAAUCACCUCAGACACAAACACAGCAGCAACAUCAUGAAUUUUCUCAAGAUCAACAACAAGUACAAAUCCAUGAAAACCAAAACCCAGAACGACAACAGCAUACCCAGCAGACUGAGGAACACCCAAAUAGACAAGAAGAAAUUGAAAUCCAUAAUGUACCUAUUGCUCAAACACGAUAUGAAAUCAUCCCGCAUACCGGGUUUCAAGAAUAUGAUGCGACACAAAAACAAAUAUCUUCUAGUGGUUUCAAGGAAAUAAUGGAUGAUCAAGUUGAAGAUAUCCCAUCAUCACAAAACCAAGAUCAAAACCAUCAACAAGAACAAGAAUGGUGGAUUCCAGAAACGGAAAGUACCCCACGCAGAGAAGCAAUUAUAAUUAGCCCUCCUCAAAGUGACUUCGUGGAAGUUACUGCUACGUUAGAUGAUCCCAUCAUUUGCCAAGGUCCUGGAUUUUUUAGACACCCAACGAAUUGCAGUCGUUUUGUCAAAUGCAUUGAAGAAAAUGGGGCUUAUUCCAUUCAUUUCUUCGAAUGUAACAGAAAUCUAUUGUUCGAUGAUGGAGAGAGUUAUUGCACCCGAUCUUCUCUGACUAACUGCAACCCAAAAAGAAGCAAAAGACAAGCAGAAAGUGCGCCUCUUGAAUGCAGAGGCGAAGGAUUUUUUAGACAUCCUGUGGAUUGCAAAUCUUUCUAUCGAUGUGUUGUAGGAGCAACUGGUCAAUACGAAACACAUAUGUUUUCGUGUCCAGAAACUCUGGUCUUUGAUGAAGAGUAUGCUACGUGUAAUUGGCCUGAUAAGGCUCCACCUUGCCAGACUCAAACAUGGUCGGGAUAUCAGCCACGCCGAACUGUGCCUCCACCAAAAUCAGCUUACAAACCUAUUCGAAAAGCGACUACAGCUAGCUAUUGGACAACAUUGAAACCAAGAGGUGACGUUGUGGAAAAUUCUCCUUUAGUUCCAGUCAGAGGAAUCUCAAAGUCCACGAAAGCUCCGACUAGAGGUGAGCAAUUAUGCAGCUCACCUGGCUUUUUCAGACACGAGAGAGAUUGCACAAAAUUUUACAAAUGUGUCCGAAAACGCAACUCUUUCAUCAGAUAUGAAAUAAGUUGUCCAAACAGUCUUGCUUUUGAUGCUGCUGGAUCUCGCUGCGUCCCUCAAAAAUUUGUAAGUGAAUGCAAUAAAAAGAGGCGGCCAUCACCACCCCGCCAAGAUGAUGAAGGCACUUCACCAGUAACAGAAGCAACUCGUACUACAGGAGGAUCUGCCAUUGUGACAGAGUCAUCUGAUAGUGACUCUUCAAAAUGUCAAGAUGAAGGAUACUUUCGAAAUCCGAGUGACUGCAAUCGUUUUUACCGGUGCGUAGAUUUUAGUGGAGAAAAGCAAGAAUUUGUACGUUAUGACUUCAAGUGUCCUGAUGGACUCGUAUUCGAUGAAACGAACAACGUCUGCAACUGGCCGGAUCAAAGUGCUCCGUGUGAAGGAGGCAGCGAGGACAAAGAUAAUACAGAAAGCUCCAAGCCGUCAGAAAGCAGUACAGAAAAAGACGCAAUAUCAACGACAACGAUGUCCCCAUCUUCUUCUGGGCGAACUACUCAAAAGACAAGAACAACAACGACGAAACCAACUCAAGCUCCGAGUACAACGGAAGCAACAACUGAAAACCAGCCUUCAGAAGAUUCAUCAGACUCAGGUGAUCAAAAACCUAAACCGGAUGAAGGAGAUUCCAAAGACGGGUGUGAAAAAGAAGGCUUCUUCCGAAAUCCAGAAGACUGUAAUAAAUUUUAUCGCUGCGUUGAUUUCAGUGGAGAUGGAGCAGAAUUUGUUCGAUAUGACUUUUCUUGCCCAGAUGGCCUUGUUUUUGACGAGGAAAACAGUGUUUGUAACUGGCCUGAAGACAGUGCUCCAUGUGACUCAACAGGUGAAGAUAAAGAUAAAGACAAAUCAGAUGGGGAAGAUACAAGCAGUUCAAAAGGAGGAAAAGACUCCACCACUGAAUCAUCAACCACUAGAACGACGACAUCAGGAGGAAAAGGCACAACCUCAUCUAGAACUGAUGGUCCAAAAACAUCUUCAGCAACAAGAAAACCUGGAAGGACUACCUCAUCAAAACCUUCUUCCACACGAUCACCUAGUAGAAGCACUCCAUCCUCUAGCACUGAAGGUCCAGAAGACUCGUCUUCUACGACGCCUUCCUCUUCGUCAUCAAGUGAUGGAAGUGAAGAUGAAAAGAAAAAUCAAGGAAUGUGUUCCGAAGCAGGAUUUUUCAGAGAUCCCAAAGACUGUAAUAAGUUUUAUAGAUGCGUGGACUACAAUGGAGAUGGUAAUGAGUUUGUCAAAUAUGACUUCUCGUGUCCUGAUGGAUUAGUGUUUGAUGAAGAAAACAGUGUUUGUAACUGGCCAGAACAAAGUGCACCAUGUGAUGGUGGUUCCGGUAAAGAAAGUAGCACAAAGUCAGAGGAUUCCUCAAGCCAAGCUACUUCUACUACCCAAAAAACAACAUCUGCAGCAACAAAAUCAUCUGAUACUACUGAAGAGUCAUCUAGUGCAGCAACAGAAGCUUCAACAUCAGACGGAUCUGGUGAUCAAUCGACUUCUUCUGACAAAACAACAGAUUCUUCGGAUAAACGUAGCAGUACUACACCUUCUGAUCAAACAGAUGGUGAAAGUACGACAAAAGAUUCAUCAUCCAAAAAGGGUGGUGGGAGCAGUGACGGGGAAUGCACCGAAGCUGGCUUCUUCAGAAAUCCGGAAGAUUGCAAUAAAUUUUAUCGUUGUGUAGAUUUUAACGGUGAUGGGCAAGAAUUUGUGAAAUAUGACUUCACGUGUCCAGAAGGUUUAGUUUUUGAUGAAACCAACAGCGUUUGCAAUUGGCCCGAAGACAGUCCCCCCUGUGACUCAAGUGGAGGCAAGAAAGACGAAGGAAGCACUGAAAGUAAUGAAUCAAGCACUCAAUCUUCUUCAACUUCUCAAUCAGAAUCGUCCACUUCUUCAACUUCAGAGUCAUCCACCGAGCAAACCAGCCGAGGCACCACUGCAACAUCUCAAUCUACCUCUUCAUCUGAGCAAACUACGUCAACAGCUAACGAUAAAGAGGAAUGUACCGAGUCAGGUUUCUUCAGGUGUAAAGAUGAUUGCAGUAAAUUUUAUAGAUGUUUAGAAGAUAACGGUGAAUUAAAGCGUUAUGAUUUUAAAUGUCCAGAAGGUUUGAUAUUUGAUGAUGAUAACAAAAGGUGUGACUGGCCAUCAGAUGAGCUCACUUGCGAAAGUUCCUCAACUACUUCUUCUGAUAAAACUACCGCAUCCACAACGCAAUCUGCCACUUCAACUACAAGACGAACAUCAACAAGAAGAACAACACCAGUUCCAACUACUAAAGAAAGCACAACAACAUCAAGCAGAACUACGACAUCAGGAACCACUAGGCCAACAAGAACUACUAGACCAUCACGAACAACUACUACAUCCAGACCCACCACAGCUUCAGACAGAACAACUACACAAUCAAGCUCUAGUACCACCAAAUCUGAUGAGUGCACUGAAGAAGGAUUCUACCAGAACCCAGAUGAUUGUAGCAAGUAUUAUCGUUGUAUUGACGAAGGGGAUGGCAGAUUUACAAGAGAAGAUUUCUCUUGCGCUGAUGAUGAAGUAUUUGAUGAAGAAAUGCGAUUCUGCAACAGCAAGGACUUAGCCCCUCCUUGUGAAAAAACGACUACCGGUACUCAAAUCACAACCUCACCAUCAGGUACGUCGAGUGGAGGGAUAGAAAGUUCGACUUCUUCAACAAACAGUGGCAGAACCACAACUAGCUCUUCUUCAACUGGAUCGGAAAAAGGUACAACUUCUACCAGUUCAUCAGAAUGUACCGAAGAAGGGUUUACUAGAGAUUCUGGCGAUUGUAUGAAGUUUUACCGAUGUGUUGAAGAAAACGGUGAAUUCAUCAAGUAUAAUUUCACGUGUCCAGAAGGUUUAAUAUUUUACUUAAAUAAUGAAAGAUGUGAUUCACCAUCUUCUGAACUAACUUGCGAUACUGAAACAUCAACUUCAACGACGUCAUCUGGGGGAUCAACAACAUCGUCGGAAUCAGGGACACCUGGAGAAUGUACAGAAGAAGGAUUUUUCAGAGAUCCGAAUGACUGCAGUAAAUACUACCGUUGCCUUGAUGAAGGGGAUGGAAGGUUCACAAGAGAAGACUUCUCAUGCGCCGAAGAUGAAAUUUUUGAUGAAGAAAUGAGAUAUUGCAACAGAAAAGAUCUUGCUCCACCUUGUGAUGAAAGCUCUACGACAACCACCUCAUCAACAAAGAGUGAAACGUCUACCGAAUCAGGAAGUUCAUCAACGGUAAGCUCUUCUACUGGAUCUGAGUCAUCGACGCAAACCACUUCCAGUGGUACGGAUUCAACAAAAGAGGGUGAUUGUGAAGAGGAAGGAUUCCAUAGAGAUUCAGAAGACUGCCGUAAAUUUUACAGAUGUGUCGACUUUAGAGGCGACGGGAAAACUUUCACCAAAUACGAUUUUGAAUGUCCUGAUGAUUUAGUUUUUGAUGAUUCAAACAAUGUCUGUAAUUGGCCAUCUGCUGUAAGGUCUUGCGAAUCAAGUGGAGGCACCAAGCAGACAACCUCAGAAAGUACCUCCUCUACUUCGAGUGGAGGAACUACGCGAACAACAUCAAGUACCACUCAAAAUGACAAAACAACAUCAACUACACAGCAAGACCGAACAUCAACAACUCAGCGAGAUAGAACAUCCACUACUCCGAGUGACAAAACAACUCAGACAGAAGGAACAACAUCAACAACUCAAGGCGGAAGAACUUCCACAACUCCUAGUGGUUCAGAAGACGAAAAUACUUCCCAAACAGAAUCUGGUUCGACUAAAGAUACAACUUCUACUGGUGAUUCAAGCUCUCAAACUACCAAAGGAAAACCAAGUGAUAUAGAAUGUACAGAAGAAGGUUUUUUUAGAAAUCCAGAUGACUGUAACAAAUUUUACCGCUGUGUUGACUUUGCAGGAACGGGAGAAUCUUUCGUACGAUAUGAUUUUGAGUGUCCAGAAGGACUAGUCUUUGACGAAGUCAAUAGUGUUUGUAACUGGCCAGAACAGAGUCCCGCGUGCGAGUCAGGGUCAAAAGAAAAAAAUGAUACAAGUAGUACAACAGAAAGUACUGGCUCGUCAGGAACAGAAAGUAGCACCACGACAAAAGAUGACUCUACAUCAUCAACUGCUACAUCAUCUUCAGGGGAAUCCACGACUACUACAGAAAAAGGAACCUCAACUACGGGUUCGUCUGGAACGAGUACUACUCAAACGUCAACCUCUAAAACGGAAUCUCCCGAAGAUUUCAAAUGUGAAGAAGAAGGUUUCUUCAGAGAUUCCAAAGACUGCAAAAAGUAUUAUGAAUGUAAACGAGACGAAGAUACUGGAGAACUAGUAAAGAUUGACUGUGAGUGCCCAGAAGGUCAUGUUUUUGAUACUGACGGCUGGUAUUGUAAUGCAGAGGAACUCAGUCCUCCGUGUGAUGAUGGUUCGUUUAAAUGCACAGAAGAAGGUUUUUUCCGAGAUCCAGAAGACUGUGCUGGUUACUAUCACUGCAACAAAACCAGACCUGACAGUGAUCAGUUGACUAAAGAACGAUUGCAGUGCCCAGAUGGAUAUGUAUUCGAUGAGGAAGGACGUUAUUGCAAUGCUCCAGAACUUAGUGCACCUUGUGAUAAUUCAACAACUGCAGAAGGUGGUUCAACAACUUCAGGCACUAGAACGACUUCCUCUGAAACAGGUUCCACAUCAUCUGGAUCCGGAAGGGGAACCACUUCCUCGGGAACUAGUACCACUUCAUCGGGAACUGGUACCACUUCAUCCGGAACCAGUACUACUUCGUUGGGAGCAGGAACUACAUCAUCGGGAAUCGAUACAACCUCAUCCGAAAAGUCAGGUGAAUGCACUGAAGAAGGAUUUUUCAGAAAUCCCGAAGAUUGCACGAAAUAUUAUCAAUGCAUUCGCAAUGAGGAAACGGGAAGUUUUGAGAAACGUGAUUUCCAAUGCCAAGAUGGACGUAUUUUCGAUGAAGGACCAAGUUACUGCAACGAUCCUCGACUUAGUGACGAACCCUGUGAAACUGGGAGCACUCGAGAGCAAACCAGCACAGAGUCAUCUGGCACAGAUUCAUCUCAAUCAACAGCAAGUGAAUCUUCAACUAGUUCCACUACUCAAUCUUCAUCGAGUAGCACUGGAAGUUCCGUGAAUCGAAAAGGUGCGGGUGAUCCUGAAUGUACUGAAGCUGGCUUUUUCAGACACCCACGUGAUUGUAAUAAGUUCUACAGAUGCGUCGAUUUCGCAGGAACGGGAGAAUCUUUCGUUCGAUUUGAUUUCGACUGUCCUGAAGGACUGCACUUUGAUGAGGUGAAUUCAACUUGCAACUGGCCAACAAUGUCACCCCGCUGUGAAUCUGAAAGUGACUCCUCGAAACGCUGAAUUGAACUUAGUAACUCUUCUAAGUUGAGCUUCAAAACAUUUCAGCUUGUUGUAUGUACAUAUUGUAUACAUAACUCAUGAAAGGACGAUAUCAGAAAAAUUUACUUCUCAAUUUCGGUGUAAGUCACAAAUUUCAAGUAUUUCUAAAAUCCAUGGCCGAAUUUUCUCUUACUUGAGGGUUCUCGCACUAACAUAACCUAGUCAGUAGUUGAAAAUCAUAGUGCAUCUUGCUUUAUAAACCAUUUCAUAAAUAACUCGUGUCUUAACAUACUUCCUUAAAGAAACAUUUUAACCCUCUUUCUUGCCUCAUUUCGAUUCAAUUUUCCGUUUAUAAAAUAGAGAUUUUGUACUAUUAAAAUGCUUAUAUUUCACCAUUGAAGAGCUAAGUUCUAAAUAGCUGGGGUCAUUUUUGACAGCAUAAUGUUAAGAGCAGAAAAUUUUAUCAAUAAGUUAAUUAUUGAUCUAAUAUUUUAGCCUUUAACCUUCAUUAGAAAAGACUCCAAGUAUAAACAGACAGAAGGAACUUCAAUCUUUUUACUACUGUAAGAGUCAAAGUAAUUAUAUUUCUAUUAUUUCAGUUACUUUAUCAUAAACUUGCAUGCUCAAUAGUUCACAAAAUCAUUUCAUAGUUUUUAAAGCAAGCUUAUAUUUCUUUUAAAUUGCCAAAUUACUUCUACAUUACAAAUGGGCAAUUUCAUUCUUUUUCGAUUGACAAUGAAUUUUACAUUUUUCUAACAUCAAGAUUUUUAAAAUUCAAUAUAAGACGUUUCACGGGACUAUUACCGUCACAUUCAUCACAGUCAGCCUUUUCAACUGAAACAUUUGAGACAAUCUAAUAAUAAGCCACGUUUUCAACUGGGAUGAAGAGAGUUUUUUUUUCUGGUGAAACAUACCAUGAUUUCCAUGAAGGCAAUAAGCCUUCUCCCUGCGUUGUGCUGCCAUCUAGUGAAAAUUCUGUUAACUUGCCAAGAACCUACCUGGAAACAAUAGCGUGGCUCAUCACUAUAUUGGCUCAACCAUUCAAUUAUUUAGUAUUUCUAAACAUUUUAGUAUUCUUUUUUCUCUUACAAUCCUAUUUUUGUAGUUUUGGAUGUUAAAUUUUUCGAUAUCGUCCUGUUUAAAUGAUUUUUUUCCAGGGUAUCCCAACUGUUUCUUAUGUAUGAGUGCCAAUCUGUAGUAAGUGUACACAGAUUUUGGUUAUGGUCAUUGAAGUUAUUUAUUUCAUUAUUUAUUUUAUGUAUGUUGUCACUUGUUCAUUAUUGCACAUUUAUUUGUUUCAAGUACUGCCAUUUUCACAUCGCAUUUGCAUUUAAGUUCAAAAAUGUGUUUCAAUAAAAAAAAAUUCCAUUGUUUACAUGUAAAAACUUCGUUGAAUUUAAAUCUCUUUUUUUUUAAUAAAAUCAAUUUUGUAUCAAAAUAGAUGAAGUUUUAAAAAAGUUGAAUUAAGAAAUUAUUUACAGCUCGCAGAUGAGUGCCAACAUUUAAAAAUUGACGUUAUAGAUGUUAAAGAAAUGAAAUGAGUAUUUCAAAUAAAUUAGGAAACAAUCAACCAUAAAGCAAAAGUCAUCGAGUUUGUAUAUUCUUUUUAGAAAAAUAUAUUUCUAAGAACGAAAAUGCCAUAUAUAAAAGAACCAUUUUGUUUAACUUUUUUAGUAGAAAAUUAUGCCAAUUUAAUUCUAAAACUUUUAGCAAAUUGUUCAUCAAAAGCUUUAAAUUUUAAAGGACUUUUGGAAGCAGAUCUGAUUCUGUAGCAGAUACUAACUAUCUAUUGCAAAAAACACUAUCCUUCUCAAAUAAUUAAUAUGGCAAAAUUUUCUACGAGUAUUGGAUAAGUAGAAGUUUAAUUUUCAUUCAUAAAAAAUCAUCGUACUUUAGUCGGAUAUUAUUUAAGUAAUUCAAUAAAUGUUGUCAUAUCAAGUGCCUUGAUAAAAUGUAUUUAUAUCUUCAUAUGUGCCUGAGAAAAAUGCUUGUUAUUUAUGAUGUGUUUUAAUAAAAUUUGUCGUUAUUCUA
Messenger RNA from Parasteatoda tepidariorum (common house spider), 9138 nucleotides. RefSeq lists its product as uncharacterized. NCBI's taxonomy places the organism in Eukaryota, Metazoa, Arthropoda, Arachnida, Araneae, Theridiidae. Gene Ontology annotation, cellular component: extracellular region. Gene Ontology annotation, molecular function: chitin binding. The record is from RefSeq and is a predicted model, not a curated record.